This is a messenger RNA of Camelina sativa (false flax), 3097 nucleotides long. Its product is annotated as DDT domain-containing protein DDR4. Gene Ontology annotation, cellular component: RSF complex. The record is from RefSeq and is a predicted model, not a curated record. Lineage: Eukaryota; Viridiplantae; Streptophyta; Magnoliopsida; Brassicales; Brassicaceae. Gene Ontology annotation, biological process: regulation of DNA-templated transcription.
UCCUCUUCUCCCUAUUUCUCCUCCCAUCGUGUUUCACUCUCUCUCGCCUCUGAUCAAUUAAUCUCAGAAGAGAGAGACCCUAUUUUGACAUUUAUUUUACCAUCCAUUCUCAAUCUAUCUCUCUCUCUUUUUCUUUCUUUCUUCCUUCGUCUCUCAACCCUCCAAAAAACGACAGCGUUUUCAACACCCAGUCGACGCUUUUUUGGAGAGCUUCCUUCUCUUUUCUUCCGAUUUCGAUUUCCCCAACAAUGCCAAAAGGGUUUUGAUUCUCUCUCUCCCUAAAAAAUCUCAAAUUUAACAAAACCAAAAAAAAAAAACCCUAAUUUCAAUCUCUUCGAUGGGUUCCUCUUCCGAUAUCGUCCCUGACGGAUCUCCCCACUCUCCCCCCGAAGAUGCAGCUCCCGUUACGGAUACCACCACCACCGUCACAAUUCCAAAGGAGGAGCCUUCCACGCUUAGGAGAACGCGUCCUUCACGUGCCUGUACUGUUAGGGCACAGCAGCGUCUUCAAGAACUGCAAGCGGCGGAGAGAAAGCUCAAGCAGCCUAAGAAGGAGCAUAAACGAGAGCAGCAUCGACGGAAGGAAGAGGUUGUAGAGGAAGAUGAAGAUGCGGAUGGAGAUCAAGAGGAGGAUGAUGAUGAGGAUGGAGAUGAUGAGAAUCGUCAGCAGCAAUGCGUCGCUGGAGGGAGUUCGAGUUCUGGUAAAAUCGUUACUUCUCUUGUUCCUCCGCCUGAACCUUCGCAGAUGCCGCGGUGGAAUCUUCGUUCUAUGUGGGAACUUGCUUCUGUGCUCAAUUUCUUGCAUGUAUUUAGACCGCUUUUGAAGAUCAAUGCUGAGUUCUCAGCCGAGGAGUUUGAGACGGCCUUGCUUUCUCCUAACGAUACUUUGAGUGAUAUACAUAUUCCUCUGCUAAAGGCCAUUCCUCCUGUAACUCGAAUGGCCCUCACACGUGAUACCUGGGUCACUGUCUUGUGCAGAAAAAUAAGAGAUUGCUGGCAUUGGGUCGCAGAAGGGGACCUUCCUAUUGUUGCCUCGCAAGGGAGGGAGAUUGAAGUGUACAAGAAUCUUGAUCCAGCCAUUCGUGUGGUGAUUUUGAAAGCUUUAUGUGAUAUCCGUGUUGAGCAAGAAGAUAUCAAGAGCUACAUUGACAACUCUCUUAAAACUGGCGUUCAUCUGUCAGUUUUCCGCAAAGAUCGCGUUGGGGGUGAUUCACAUGGAGUUAAUUUUUGGUAUGAGGAUGAUCCCUUAAUUGGUCACCGUUUAUAUCGGGAAAUAAGGAAAGCAGAAGUGUUGAAGGUCAGAACAAAGGGUUCCAAGAUUCUUCCUAACAUAACAUACCAAUGGGAAACUGUUGCCACUAAUUUCGAUGAAUUCCAAGACGUUUCUGAAAAACUUCUUCAAAGUACUAGUAGAAUUGAAGUUUCUCUAGGGAAGAAGUUAACGAAAGAUAUGCUUCCUGAGAUAGAAAAAGAACACAAGAGGAAAGAAAAACUGUUGAAAAAGCAACACAGACAGGCUCUUCUCCUUGAUAACUUUUUGGUUGUUGAUGGUCUUGGUGGUGGACGUUCUCUCCGUGAUAGGAAGCCAGUUAGAUACACUUUUGAUGAUUAUGAUAAGUCCAUAAAUGAAGCUAUCAAAGUAACAAAGAAGAAACAUCCAUCACCAGAACAUCUUCUCCACAGAAGAGAAUCUGCCAGAUUGGACGCUCUUGCGAAUGGCAGAUCGACCAGUUCAUCCUACCCUACUGAGCCUGUGAACGAUACAGCAUCUGCGAGAUCUUCUGAUUUUGCUGAUUAUGAUGAUUUUGAUGAGCAGCGAGAUGAAUCUCUGGACAGAAGGCAAGACGCAGUUAACAGGCGCAGACAACGGCCCCAACGGUAUUCAGCUACAGACUUUGUUGAAACUGUAUCAGACAAUGAGGUAGAGUUUCAAAGUGACGAUGACAUUUAUGGGGAAGCAGUUUAUGAUGAAGAAUACCUGAAGAAGCGCAAACAGAAGAAGCUCUCUAGUGGUUCUGAGGGAGAUGAAGAGUACAAAUGGGAUGAAGACAAUGCCGAGUAUGAGGAAGAAGAAGAAGAAGAAGAGGAAGAAGAUUCUCUUAGUGCAAGCGAAGAAGAUAGUGAUGAACCCCGGAGGGUUAAGAAAAUGCCACGGAGAGAACCUAAGGUGAGAUCAAGGUCAAAUGAUUUUCGGCCAGGCCUGAGACGUAGUAAAAGAGCCACAAGAAUCGAUUACCAACAAUAUGAGUUCUCAGAAUCAGACAAAGAAGCAACAGGAUUGGCGAAACGUAAGCGGUUGGUUGAGCCAGAUGAACAUUCUGAUGAAACAGGGAAUGGGGAUUUCACGAUGGGAAGUCAGGACUCUGAAGAAAAUGCAAAUGACCCAGAAACAAAAUCUGGUGAAGAAGAAGUAGAAGAAGAAGAGCCGAGAGAGGUCAAUGACAAUGCAGAGACAGCAUAUGGUAAAGAGAAUAAUCAACUUAACAAAUCAAACGGCACAACAGACCAAGAAGAAGUUGAGGGUGUAGUAGGCAAAAGACGUUACCUCGACUUAAACGAGCUUGCCCCUGUAUCUGGUUUUGAUGAUGGUCCAAGUACAGUAUUGAAGGAUGAUGAUAAGACAGACCUUUCAUAAGCAAGACAGGGAGACUCAUCUUUGCGUCUUAAAGCUCCCUCUGGUCAAUCACCAUUGUAUGUAUGAUAAGAAAGAUUUUCACGAGUUAUUUCCUGGCAAAAAAACCCUUGCAGAGAAAAAUUAAAACGGUAAGAGACACUUCAUUGGGUUUUUCUUCAUUCAAAGCAUAUCUGCCUUCUUGUUGUUUUAAGUACUUCAGGCAAAUUCGGCUGAUAACUGAAGAGGUGAAUGUUGUUGUGGAGGCCGAAGAGGUAUUUGUAGAUUAGGUUAGUCAUUUUUUUCUUACCAUGAAGAAAGAAACAAUGAAGAGGGUAAACCAGAAGAUAUUCCUAAGAGCUGUUUAAUGUUUUUAUGGAAUUAUAUUAUUAGUGUACAAGUAACUUUUCUCUAACUUUUGUAUUGACCAUAAGAACACGUUUAAGGUCUCUUAGAUUUUGGUAAAACGACGCAGCUUUGAGACUU